UUUAAGGUUAUGUUCAUUGUUGUUUGCGCGCUCAUCGCCAAUCGCCAUGCUCAUGCUUGUGUUUGAUCCAACAAGCCAACCACCUUCAGUUGCAGGUUGCAGUUGGCUAUUUUAUUUUUCAUAAUUGCAUAAAUUAUUUUGUAUUUUAAAAACUUUAUUCUCAAAUGAAACAUAUUUAUAAAAUGGCACAAAGUAAAAAUUCGGCAAAAUCCAAUACUGGAUUAAAAAUUGACUGUGAAAAUUUGGAAAAUAAUCCACAUUGUCCACAUGGACCAACAUUACUCUAUAAAAGACUGAGUAAUGGCAAAGAGACUCAAGAGUAUUAUGCGUGCUCCUCUUAUCAAAACAGAAAAGACUGCUCAUUCAUGUUUGUAAGUAGGUCAGUAGAGGAACGGAAAAAGCAAAUAGUGAUCAGAGAAAGGAGAAAACUUUUCUCAGACAAUGUCACUGAACUAAGAGAAAGGUUGAAAAGGCUCAAAAAGGCCGAACCAUCAGAACGAUUUUUCUGCUCUACUUGCAGUUGUUUAAUUUUCUUGGAAGAGCAGAAUAAACAUGCCGAACACAGUGUGAAAAAUAAUGUAACUGAUUAUCAAUUAACACAUCCAUCUCAGUUACUUCUACUCCAGAGUGACUCGAAACGAGAAGCCCAGUUCAUGUUCUCUGUGAAUACAGUGGAUGUGAUAUUGGGUGGACUCAAAGCUCUCAACUUCAAAAAACUAAUCUGUAUUGGGACUCCAACCAUCCACGAGAGAGUUAUGGAGUGCAAAGACGGAAUGGAGUCGAUUCUGCUCGACAUUGACCACAGAUAUAUCCAGUUCUACAGUGGUGAUCACCAAUUCUGCUGGUUCAACAUGAUGAAUUGCUUUCCUAUGAAGGGGCAGCAUACCUUCGAUAGGGUGAGAGAUUUCCUUCAUUGCGACGAUGUUGUCGUACUCAUGGAUCCACCUUUCAGUGCUCGGUCAGAACCUCUCGCCUACACCCUGACUAAAUUAGACUCCGUUUAUCAACAACAGAUGCGUGAUAAUCCUCUACCUGUUGUGUGGAUAUUUCCGUAUUUCAAAGAGAAUGACGUUGUUUCAGCGAGGCACGAUAUGGUUAUGUUGGAUUAUGACGUGAAAUAUACAAACCAUAAAAAAUUCAACGAAAGUGACAAAACGUCUGUGAUAAGAAUGUUCACAAACCUGGAUGCGUCAAAAUUUGUGCUUCCUGAGAGUGAAGGGUACCGAUACUGUAAAAAGUGUAAUCGUUGGAUUUCAAAACAUAAUAAGCAUUGUUUCAAGUGCAAGAUAUGUCCAUCAAAGAAUGGGCAGCCCUACAAGCACUGCAAUGUCUGCAAUCGUUGUGUCAAACAAUCAUGGCAGCAUUGUCAUGAGUGUAAUAGAUGUGCGCUCACAGACCAUCCAUGUCACAUGUGGCAAACUACAAAGGUUCAAAAGCCGGAGAAAAUAGUUGAAAAGACAGUUGAAUUGAAGAGGAGAUCUUCAACAAACACUUCUAAAGCUGCUAAGAAAAGGAAAAAGACACAUGGAAGAAGUAAGCCAAUCGAACAUCUCAGCUGAUCCCGGGGUAAAGUACUUUAUCGUUUGGCCACAUCUGCUGAAUUCUUUCCUGGUACACUGUCUUCAAACCGUGUUCAUGAGAAUCUGAUGUCUCAGUAAAUUCAAUCAAUCUCUUCAGUUAUCCUCUGGAAAUGUCUACUUUCAUCAACCUGAUGGAGAACUUCCACUAUUCUACAAUGCUCGUACACAUUAUCACGUUUGAAGAUUCCGCAUUGUUCAUCUUUUUCAAAAAAGAGUUCAAAACAUUGCAAAAACAGAUGAAAUGAAACAAUAAUCACUAUAUUAUAUCAAUAUGUAACUACUACCGUAGAUAUAGUAUUACUAUAGGUGAAAAUUAUCGAUCUUUUAAUUGUUCUCUUAUAAUUGGUGGGAACUGAAAAAGAAGAAGCUAAAAAUUCUUUGACUUAGUUGUUAAGUAAUGAAUUUCAACUGUUCCUUGAGGGAUUAUUCAAAUUACUGAACGCAAUCUAGUAUUAUGAGUGUAUUAUCGUAAAUCUUCAACCUUGAACUGUAGCUCGGAAAAUUUGAAGGAGCUUAAGUGGGAACUGACUCCACCUAAGGGUCCUUUUGUAACUUAUAUUUCAAUUAAUUGGAAAGAACUCACCGGAUUAAGCUUUUUGCCCCUGGAUAUGCUUCUGUCGGUAGAGCAUCAGGAUCAGAUUUGUCCUCCAGUUUAUCAGCACGCUCGCACUAAUACACGUUUAUUCAAUUUUUUCACUAACGAAUAAAUUUCCGUCCGCACACUUCAACAUAUAACGAGAGUCCGGAGAAGAGUCUAGAAGAGAAGUGAACGAAACAGCCGGGCUCCUUCCAAGUUGCCGGGAGAGUACCGUUACAACGAGAGAAAAGGCCGAUACUUCCCCAAAGUUAUGGAGAUGAGGGGUAAGCUCCUUCAAUUGAGUGAGAUAUAUAACAAGUAUCUCCGUGAAACAAAAUCAAACAUGGAGCCAGAGGGAAAAUUUGGAGAACACCUUUCCGAGAGAGGAUACAAUAAUAAUUGAAAAUAGAAAUAAUUUCACGAAAGAUUCACAUUUAUAUCACAGAAUUGAAAAGAAAAAUCGUUAUUUUAUUAAAGCUGCAUGAAACAAAUGAUAGCUGACUGGCACCUUAUCUUAUCGAUAGUAAUCGCUGCUUGCUAUCUGUCAAUUCGAGCUAUGCCAGCCCGCUUACGAAAUGUGUUGUCACAAGUGCUAAAACAAUUUUUUGUGUUAUUGAAAAAACUCAUUCAUUUUGAAACUAAAAGACAACUUAAGUUUAAUACAAAGCUAAACUCGCUUUGUAUUAAAUACGCCAAUGUUAUAAGGUUUUCCUUCAAUGUAUUUCAAUUUAUAUUUGUUCGCUAUCCAAACUGAUGAAUGGGUCGGAUUUGAAAGAAACAUAUUUCAGCACCCUGCUCAUCGCUUUCAACAUAAUGAAAUAUAUUUAUUCGGGUUUUCAAUCUCUCAAUUUCCUCAUAGCUUUACUGCAAGCUAGAGCAUCUCGGGAUUGGAGAUUUUUGAAACGUGGAUCUAAAAGUGUAGCCACAGCCGCAUGGUGAUUAUACUCAAUCGCUCCAAAUCGCUUUUGUAGUUCUCUCUUGAUGCAGUCCUGUACUUGUCCCACAUCUACUGACGAAGUUUUAAACUUUUCCAACUCUUAUGCCAUACAGUUCUGAAAUUGUGAGAAACUUCUCACCUGAUACUUCCUUGUUCGCAAAUUCAAACGGCCUAAACAGAGAUAAUGACUGUUGUAUCCUCCUCAUUCCAAAUGAUUUUUUUUCUUUGAAUCAUUUUUUUUGCAUUACAUUUAUGUUCUUUACAGUCAAAAGAAAUAGAAAAUGAUGAGUUUAUUUUUUUUUUUCAAUUUUUAACCAAAAUAUUUGAUGUCGACUAUACUGCCCUCCUAAGCGUAAAAGACGUAUCUCAGAAAACCGUAAUUGUUGGGCAGAGAGAUUUUACUUCAGCUCUAUCCCGCACAAAGUAAAAUGACAUAUUUUGAUGUUUUUUUUACUAAUCAUAUCAAAUAGUGUUUCUACAACUAAUUAUAACGUAAAAAUCUCAAAUUUCUUUAUUUUUUGCAAAAUUUAUGAGAUACGACUUUCUGGCUAAGUAAGUGCAUUGGAAUUGUAUGCUGAAAUGAUGUAAGCAAUAAAGUCGUAUCUCAUAUAGAAGUAGGAAAUCCAUAAAAAACAUUGAUAAAUACAUUACAUUAUGAGUAAAAAUCUUGUAUUUCAAAUAUUACAUUAGGAGUUUGAAGUCUUGUAUUACAACGUGAAUCAUCUACAACUAAAAUAAUCAAUGUAAAAAAUCAGUACUGUUAUUGAUACUGCUAUUGACUCUCUGGUAGUUUUUCCCAAAACUUGAUCCGGUUCUUCUCGAAUAAACCACCAAGAUUAUUCAAAAUGUUCUGUCUUUUCGCUGCACUUAUGCCAAUAAAUUUGUUUUUUUCCUGUGGAUGUGGAAGAAUACCUUUUUGUAAUAGAAGCAGACAGGAAGUUAAAUUCUGUGUACUCAUCAGUGAGGAAGUCAUUCCUGUAUUUGAUAGUUUUUAAUCCUCUUGUGAAUAUGACUCCAACCAUAUCCUGGAGGUAGGGCCUAGGAUUUGUCUUGGACAACUUGUACUGUGAGGAGUAGUCUUUCCAUUCAAAGAAAUGUUUCAGGUCCAAGGCCAAAACUUCAGUGUUAGGUGAUGCAUUUUUUACAGCUUUAACAAAAUCUUCAAAAUCUUACAAUUUAUUGCCGAUUUUCUGCAUUGACAGCUCAACUCUGUGAUGAAAUGAAUCGGCUGCCAUGAAUGUAUGCCCUGGUUCAAAAUACCGUAUAAUUAUUUCAUCACAAGCAAUUUCAUCAGAAUUUAUUACAAAAAAAAAAGAAAACAAAGA
This is a messenger RNA of Nilaparvata lugens (brown planthopper), 4419 nucleotides long. RefSeq names its product rRNA N6-adenosine-methyltransferase ZCCHC4-like. Lineage: Eukaryota; Metazoa; Arthropoda; Insecta; Hemiptera; Delphacidae. The transcript has 9 exons. Gene Ontology annotation, biological process: rRNA methylation. Bases 165 to 1559 code for a protein of 464 amino acids. Gene Ontology annotation, molecular function: rRNA (adenine-N6-)-methyltransferase activity. Gene Ontology annotation, cellular component: nucleolus; cytoplasm. The record is from RefSeq and is a predicted model, not a curated record.